AUAAGGACCAAGUAAUAAUAAGUGUAGCGUAUAAUUUCUUCUAUGAGGAACACGACAAAUGGGUGUCCAAUUAUUUAUCAUUAAUUUCUUGUAUCUUUCUUUGGUACCAAAAGGUCCAUUCACGAUAUAUAACGACAUAACAUCUUUGUAAUUCACGUCCCUUCAUCAUAUUCACAUGUCUUUGUAUGUAAAUGGUCCACUGUUCACAACGACUCAUGUGUUAUAUGUAUAUGCUCGUACAUACAUGUUCCAUGAUCUUAACAUCUUUCAAGUAUGAUUUAUUACGUACGAACCACAUGUUUGGCUUAUAUGUAGCAUUGUCCGCACAGUUUCUUGUCUACUCUAAUAAUAUGUGUGCUUAUAGCUCAUUCAAUUAAUUUGCUUUGUUUGACAUGAAUGUAUUGAAGGUAUUGGCACCAUUGCCAAUUGGAUUUUCGGUGUUCAUGGUUCAUUUAGCCACAAUCCCAAUCACUGGAACUGGAAUUAACCCGGCUAGGAGUUUUGGAGCUGCAGUCAUCUACAACAAUCAAAAGGCUUGGGAUGAUCAAUGGAUCUUCUGGGUCGGUCCAUUUGUGGGAGCAGCAAUUGCAGCUUUGUACCACCAGUUUGUGUUGAGAGCUGGUGCUAUGAGGGCUUAUGGGUCAGUCAGGAGCCAGCUUCACGAGCUUCACGCUUAGAAUUUGAUUUUUUCAAAACUAUCUAAGAGGUGGAGAUUUCUUUGGGCCAGGAGGAAGGGGGAAAAAUAUCAAAAUAAUAAUUAAAAAAGAAUUUCUUGGUGAGUAACAUUUAGUGUAUUAUUUGUUGCUUUGAGGGGGAGGUUUGAGAGUGACUUUAUAUACCAGUUUGCUGUAUCCAAGCUUGUAGAAUGUAUGUUUCUAUUUGAUGUAUUUGUUAUAUAUAUUCUGUACUUGUCAACCCUUCUAUUUGUUGAAUGAUGUUUCAUAAUUAUAAAUUAUCUACUUCUUUAA
Raphanus sativus (radish) is the source of this 968-nucleotide messenger RNA. Its product is annotated as probable aquaporin PIP2-6. Gene Ontology annotation, biological process: transmembrane transport. Gene Ontology annotation, molecular function: water channel activity. The transcript is spliced from 2 exons. The record is from RefSeq and is a predicted model, not a curated record. Gene Ontology annotation, cellular component: plasma membrane. Bases 393 to 677 code for a protein of 94 amino acids. NCBI's taxonomy places the organism in Eukaryota, Viridiplantae, Streptophyta, Magnoliopsida, Brassicales, Brassicaceae.